Messenger RNA from Hypanus sabinus (Atlantic stingray), 6114 nucleotides. Its product is annotated as tubulin polymerization-promoting protein family member 3-like. The transcript is spliced from 4 exons. The coding region runs from base 1128 to 1667 and encodes 179 amino acids. Gene Ontology annotation, biological process: microtubule polymerization; positive regulation of protein polymerization; microtubule bundle formation. NCBI's taxonomy places the organism in Eukaryota, Metazoa, Chordata, Chondrichthyes, Myliobatiformes, Dasyatidae. Gene Ontology annotation, molecular function: tubulin binding. Gene Ontology annotation, cellular component: microtubule. The record is from RefSeq and is a predicted model, not a curated record.
GUAUGUGUGUGUGUGAGUGUGUGUGUGUGUGUGUGUGUGUCUGUGUCUGUGUCUGUGUCUGUCUCAGCUAGUGUGUGUGUGUGUGUCUGUGUCUGUGUCUGUGUCUGUCUCAGCUAGUGUGUCUCUCAGUGUGUGUGUGUGUGUGUCUGUCCCACUGACUCCCCCCCUCACCCACACACGGGGGCAUAUCACAGCAGCUGACAAUCUGCUGACUUGCUCAUCUCUGCGACGUGGGAGGGAACCGGAUUUCUCGCGGGAAACCCAAAGUCACAGGGAGAGCGUGCAGAUCCCCAGACCACUCCCGCUUCCACACACACACACACAGACACACACACACACACUCACACACACACACACACACACACACUCACACACACACACUCACACACACACACACACACACACACUCACACACACACAGACACACACACUCACACAUACACACACACUCACACACACAGACACACACACACACACACACACACACACACACACUCACACUCACACACACACACACACACACACACAAGGUCAGGACAGAACCCAGGUCUCUGAAGGUGUGAGGCAGUGGCUCAAAGAGCUGAGUUAUUGUAAACGGGGCACCUUUAAAAUGUAGUUUGGCAGAUCUGUUCUGUUCCCAAGUAUACACCGAAGUCCAGAAGUGAUCCAUCUGUCAUGUUUACACAAAAUUACAGAAGUGUUCUGUUCCCCAGGUUUGCAUGGGAUUCCAGAUGUGCUCUGUGAAUCCUGAUGUUUCUCCCAGAUGUGUACAUCAAUAGGAAGUGUGAAACCCCCAGAUGCGUCAUGUUUGCAGGAGUGCAUGGAAUUUCUGCCAUACACCCUAUCCCUCUGUAUCCAACAUGCCAGAUGUUUAGUUCUCCAGUUGUGCUCUGCUCCUCAGGUACAAUAGGGUUCCAGAUGUGCACUCUACCGGGGGCACACUACAAUCCCAGUCAUAGGCAGUUUUCCAGCUGUGCACAGCUCUGCAGCUGAUGAAUGCUACUAAUCCAGCUGUGGACAGGAAAACCAGGUGACCACGCGGGCCCUGCCGAGGAGACCAGUCCCCACCCAGCGCCAGCAGGCUCACACGCAGCGCCGCCCCUUUGCCCUGAGGGUGCCGGUGGAAGAUGGCGGACGCGGGAGGGAGCCUGGACGAACUCGAGAAGUCUUUCCGCAAGUUCGCCAUCCACGGGGACACCAAAGCCAGUGGGCUCGACAUGACGGGCAAGAACUUCGCCAAGCUCUGCAAGGACUGCAAGGUGAUCGAUGGCAAGACCAUCACCUGCACCGACGUUGACAUCGUCUUCACCAAGGUCAAGGCAAAGUCAGCUCGUGUAAUAAACUUUGAAGAGUUCAAACAAGCUCUGAAGGAGCUGUCAAAGAAAAGGUUUAAGGACCUGGGGGAGGAUGAAGCUUUGGAAGAAACAUUCAAGCUUAUCGCCGGCAAGGAGCCCAUGUUGGUCGGAGUCACAAAGGCAGCCAAGGCCGGCGCUGUGAAUCGCCUGACAGACACGUCCAAGUUCACGGGGUCCCACAAGGAGCGGUUUGACGAGAGUGGCAAGGGCCGGGGCAAGGCGGGGCGCGAGGACCUGGUGGAGAACACGGGGUUUGUGUCCGCCUAUAGGGGCAUGGGCACCUAUGACGAGAAGGUCAAGGGCUCCAAGUGAUUGGCCGGGACGGUGGAGCCACCCCCCCCCCCCCAUCUCUUCUCCUCUCUCCCCUGCUCCUCGGCCCUCGCCCCCUGACUCCCUCCGUGGUUCGGGGACGCGUGUGGCUGGGCGGUGUGGGACGAGGGUUCUCCUCGCUUCCUUGGCAUUCGGCUGCUCGAGCCUGGAGUCACCCAGCUCGACCACGCCGGCCGACGCACCUGCCUAUGCUUCUGUCGUAUGUUUGGCUGUAUCCCUUUACAGCUUUCCUCUCCGUCUGCCUGUCCAGUCGUUGUUUAAAUGUGUAACUGACCCCCACCUCCCCCGGCAGCUCCACCGCCGUUUAAACUCUCCCCCUCUCAAUUUAAACCUGUGCACUCUACUAAACCCCAUGAUUCUAUCCGGUCACCACUCAGCGUCCAACAUGUCCCAGAUAACAACCUCUUCGUGAAACACGCUUACCCCUCAAGUCCCUUUAAAACCUCUCCCCUUAAACCUGCCCCCUCAAGCUGUUGAAUUUCGUGUUCUAAGCACUUCAUCUUGCAUCCUGUGCUUGAACUGUGGCUUCUCUGCUCUAAACUCCCCAUUGCCUGGACGGUUUGUCUUCUCAAUCUAUAUUCUCCUUACAUCGGAGGCCAUUUGGCCCUCCCGGUCUGUGCUAGUUCUCCAGGCAAUCCCACCCACCGGCACUCCUUACAACCCGCUCCCUCUCACGUGUUCCCCGGCUCGUGAAUGCCCCCGUCUUCCUCCGACACUAGGACAGCUUUUUAACCUGGGGGUGUGGGUGCUCCGGGAGGGGAGGGCAGGACAGUGCUUGUGAAAUGAGACCAUAAAACAUAGGAGCAGAAUUAGGCCAUUCGGCCCAUCGAGUCUGCUCCGCCAUUUCAUCAUGGCUGAUCCCAUUUUGCCUCUCAGCCCCAGUCUCCUGCCUCCUCCCCGUAUCCCAUCACACCCUGACCAAUCAAGAAUCUAUCAGCCUCUGCUUUAAAAACACUCAAUGACUCAGCCUCCACAGUGCCUGUGGCAACGAAUUCCACUGAUUUACCACUCUCUGGCUGAAGAAAUUGCUCCUCAUCUCCUCUCUGAAAAUCUGCCGGCUUCGGCCGUAGCCGAUGUUGGGAUCAAACUCGGGUCCCCAGCCACCGAGCCAGUUCCAGGGUGUUGCCUAAGCAUCUGACUGUAUCUCUGUAGAGUCACAGAUCCCUUUGCCUAACUGGUCCAGGCCACGAUUCCCAUCUGAGCUCGUACCUGGGUUCGACGCAAAUUCCUCUAAACCUCCCCCAUCCAUGCACCUGUCCAAACGUCUUUAUAACACACCUGCCUCAACCACUUCCUCUGGCAGCUCGUUCCGUGUACUCACCACCCUCUGGGUGGAAAAGUUCCCACUCAGGCUCCUGUUGAAUCUCUCCCCUCUCGCCUUAAACCUGGGCCCUCCAGUUCUUGAUUUCCCAACCCUGAACUCGUAACCCAUCUGUAAGGUCACCCCCUUCGGUGAAAGGGGUCCCAAUCUGCUCAGCCAGUCCUUCGAUUCCCAGCAACAUCCUCAUAAACCUCCCCUGAACUCUCUCCGGCUUGUCCUGCAGCAGGGCGGUCAGCACUCCAGGUGUGGCCUCCCCAACGUCUUGUGCAACGGUCGCCCAGCUUCUGCCUUCAGUGCAUUCGGUGAAAUCGGAAUCUGGACAAUUGUUCUGUAUGCAGUCCGCGUCUCCCUUCAUUCCUUCACCAUGAGCAAGUCUGGUUCAGGGGUACGGGGAGCGAGACCGUCCGAUCUGCCAGGCGGAAGGGAAGGGUGUGCGGGUGGGGGGGGGCAUUUGGUUUCUUAAAAUCACCAGGAGAUUUUCUUAUGAAAAGCCCCUCGAUCGAGUGAAAGAUUGUCAGUCUGUCCUUGAACAUCUCAGGUUCUGUGAUGGACGAAGUUGAGGUGUUUUCAUCGGUCGUUUAAAACUGAGGAGAGUUCUCUGCCUGGAGGGCAAUGGUGCCUGGAAAGUUAAAGUUCGAAAGAUCAGGGAACUGAGGACGGCGGGGAAUUAGUCCUGAAGAAGAGUUGAGGCCAGCCUAGAUCAGCUGAGGUCACACCGACCGGCAGGGAGCGGCCUCCUCCCAUUCCUAUUCCCUUGUGGCCAUGGGCCAGUUCUCCUGGGCCUCGUACGUUAAUGAGCAUAAAGUAGAAGGGGGAAAGAUGGAGAGGUCUUUGAAAAGAGAGAACUUGGCUUGAGAAUGAAUAGUCUCCAGUUUGUUUAUCGGUCAGACUAAGUUAAUUUGUUGGUCGGACUGAUAAUCUUGAGGCCCAAACCGAUAGCCCAGACUCAGCAAUGCAGGGUUUCUAUUCGAGUGUGUUAACAGGUCGAGAAUGGAAUUAACAGGUUAACACGGUGCCUUAAAGGAGACAGCAGGGAUCAGGGGCUGGAAUAUGGGGCAACACACACAAAAAGCUGGAGGAGCUGAGCAGGUCAGGCAGCAUCUGUGGAGGGAAAUGGCCGGUCGGCAUUUCAUCAUCAUUAUGUGCCGUGUCAUAUGACAUCAUCAUUAUGUGCCGCGUCGUAUGAUGGAGGCGAUCACGGUCUUUGACCAUGCUUGUCCUUGGCAUCUUUUUCUGAAGUGGUUUAAUUGCCUUCGUCUGGACAGUGUCUUUACGCCAGCCGUUAUCAAUGCUGUCCGGAGAUUGCCUGCCUGGCGUCAGAAGUCCCAUAACCAGGACCUGCGAUAUGCAGCAGCUGCUCCUGUGGCUUUCUGUGACCCUGAUCGGGGAGGGCAGGUGCUGCAGCCGGCCCAAGGCUGACCUGCAGAGGGAGGGAGCACCUUACUCCUCCUCAGAGAGAGAGACAUUUCUCUACAAGAGUGGGAGGGGAGAUAGCCAGUACAAAAAGGUGGAGGGAAGAGAUCUGAAGCUGUGGUCUAGGCUGGACGUCUAAAAGGGGGAGUGUGGAACAGGGAGGCAGACGAGCAAAGGGUACGCAUGCACAUCCUCCCCUUCCCCCUUGGACGGGUGUGAGGAGCCCUUCGGACAGGUUUGCUCUUGGUGAAGCGGUUCUAGCCGGGGUCGUGCUGAUGGGGAAGUGAGCUAGUUGGGGUAAUUUGGCUACGUAAGUACAGGCCUGGCCCCUCACUUUGACUCCCACUCUGCCCCGUGCCGUUCACAUCUCUGACAGCCAGGGUGACCAGUCGGCCCAGCACUCUUCCGAACGAGUUCAGAUCAACUGCGCUUCCCAGCCAGACAUUAUCCGCUCUGAUGGAGGCUGCCCGAACAUAGUACAGCACAGAAAUAGAUGCUCGGCCCUCUGUGUCCGUACUGACAAUGAGACCAACUUAAGCCGCAUCGUCCAUUCAUGUGCUUUGUCUAAACGCCUCACAAACUUUGCUGUCUUGUCUACUUCCAGCUGCAGCCAGCACUCUCUGGGAAUUCUCCUAUCGUUUGGGUUUGCUCUGUCCCACCUCUCCUUUGCCACUUACGUCCCCGUUGAUCAGAUGAAUAAUCCCCACUGUUCCAGCACUCUCUCUCGCUCGCUCGGCUCCCCACUACCCACAACCGUGCUUUGCAUUCUCACUGCUGCCGCCGUCUCCAGCACUUGACAGGCCCAGUUCAAAGUAAACCCCCUCUCCGCCAUUCCCAGGGUCGCCACCUGAAAUAUGGCCCCCUCCGCAGAUCCGCUGACCUGCUCCAGCAGACUGGCCCCGGUCCCUCCGUUCCCUGUCUGCAAACAUCGCCAGCACCACUGUGCAAACGAGAUCUUGCCCCGGGAUCCUCCUCGACGCUCCCCACCCCUGCCUCACGUUUCAACCUGCGCCCUCUGCUAUCAUGACGCUUCUACCCCAAGAGAACGACCAUCCACCCCCUUGCCCUCGCGGCCCAGAAGUUGCCUGCCUGAACAAAGAGAGUGCCGGCUGCUUCAGUCUCCCGCUGGGUGUAACUUCGAUCGCGGUCCUCCUCCCGUGAAUGGUGGUCGCACUCUCCCGGAGGCGUCUUGUCAAUGGCCCCUGUAGAGGUCUUAGCCCAGCCUCUCCACUCUCUCUUCUCGCCGAUAGUGGACGUGCCUUAAUAUUUGAUUGCUUUGGCCGGUGGCAGCACCCCGUGUGGUUCUGCAGUGAUGCCCCCACCGAUGCCCGGCGUCUCUCUGCGCCUGGUGAGUGGGCAGCUCGCCUUGUUGCUCUGAAAGUUGUCCCGCAUCAUUCAGGCCCCCCCCCUGGGUGAUUGAUGAGAGACCCCACCCUCCCCCAAAGUCUCCCUUGCUCAUAGCCCACUGCCAACGGGACGGGGGUGGGAGGGAGUCCUGGGCCGAUGGAGCGAGAUGGAGGCCUCCCCACUGGGCCAGGACUGUUCGCGAGCUCUAACUUUAACAAACCCCCCCCCCCCCCAGUCGCCACAGAACCGCCCAGACACCAUAGGUAGUUGGGUGGGUGAAAAAAGUAAACUUUAGUGUGCAAAGACUGUAAGAUUUCACAUGUAAGCUUAUUUAAAAAUAAAGUGAAA